AUGGACAUUUUGCAAACCUCCCAGGAAACACUCACCUGCUUGAUUUGCCAAGACAUCUUUAUGGAUCCAGUCUUCUUAAGGUGUGGCCAUACUUUCUGCAAGGCCUGUCUCAUCUUUAUUUCAGAAGAUAUCAGAAUCCUAGACCUCUGCCCUAAAUGUAGGGAACCAUCCCAUCAGAUGUUCACAAAUAAUAUCACUAUGAAGACACGGGUAUCUACUGUGAGAGAACACAGGAUCAUGAAGUAUUUGAGUUCUGAGGAUCACAAGUGUGUGAUCCACAAGGAGAAAAAGACAAAAUUCUGCAGUGAGAGCAGGACCCUCCUCUGUCAAUUGUGUUCUGACUCCCAGGAUCACAGAGGUCACAGACACUGCACCAUUGAACUGCGUGUUACAAAGCAAAUGGACUUUAUGACCCUACGGAAGAAAAUGAUCAGGUCAGAGUAUAGAAAACUACAUCCACCCCAUGAUGAAGAAGAGAAUAAACAAAUGAAGUGGAUGAAAAAUCAAAGCAAUAGUAUUUCAGAGGAGCUCAUGAUAAGGGAAGCCCUGAUGGUCCACAAUAGGAGUCAACUAAUAAAAUUGUAUCAGGAGCUUAAGGCCAUGUACAAGAAGCCAUAUGAGGUGUUGCUGCUGCAGCUUGUGUCUUUGAAACAGAGUGAGUUAGUGCACCUGACACAGUGUAUGAAUCCAAAACUCAUUGUCCUUCCCAAUACUGGGCUGGCUGCAAGGUUCAACCACUUCCAAGUGAAAAUUUUCUUUCAAAAUUUAGUCCUGUUCAACUGCCAGCCAAGACGAGUUUUUAAUUUCAGAAGACUCAGCUUUAGACCUCGCCAUGACAAUCCAUUUCUGGAUGUACCUGGAUCUUAUCGUACUUCCUGGGGAGCAGAGAGCUUUACCACAGGAAAAUAUUACUGGGAGCUGGAUUUGAAGGACCAUGAGCAAUGGGCUGUAGGGGUCUGUUACAAUUUCUGGUUGAGAAACUUUGAUAUUGGAUCUGAAGGUGCAUUUCUUCUUGUGUGUUUGAAGGACGGUGAUGUUUACAGUCUUCUCACCACCUGCCCAUCAUUGCACCACUAUAUAGAGAAGCCAGCUGGCCGGGUUGGCGUGUUCCUUGAUUGUGAGGGUGGAUAUGUGAGUUUCCUGGAUGUAGCCAAGAGUUCCCUCAUAUAUAGCUACUGCCCUGGAACUUUCUAUUACACUGUCAGGCCUUACUACUGUACUGUCUACACAUGGUCAUAG
Messenger RNA from Apodemus sylvaticus (European woodmouse), 1239 nucleotides. Its product is annotated as tripartite motif-containing protein 43C-like. Gene Ontology annotation, molecular function: zinc ion binding; protein binding. Bases 1 to 1239 code for a protein of 412 amino acids. The record is from RefSeq and is a predicted model, not a curated record. The transcript has 5 exons. Lineage: Eukaryota; Metazoa; Chordata; Mammalia; Rodentia; Muridae.